Manis pentadactyla (Chinese pangolin) is the source of this 4524-nucleotide messenger RNA. It is a transcript of the gene FERMT1, whose product is annotated as FERM domain containing kindlin 1. The transcript is spliced from 15 exons. The coding region runs from base 231 to 2264 and encodes 677 amino acids. Lineage: Eukaryota; Metazoa; Chordata; Mammalia; Pholidota; Manidae. Gene Ontology annotation, cellular component: focal adhesion. Gene Ontology annotation, molecular function: integrin binding. The record is from RefSeq and is a predicted model, not a curated record. Gene Ontology annotation, biological process: integrin-mediated signaling pathway; cell-matrix adhesion.
GAUCCGCGCGGGGAGGGGACGGUGCGCUCGGCGUCCCGCGUCCGCCCAAGUCCCGGCCCAGCCUCGCACAGCAGCCGCCGCCACCGUGCGCCCCGUGGCCCCAGCUCGCCAGCGCCCGCCCCCGGCUCGGCCUAAGCGCUGGGCCCCCAGGGGUGCAGCCGCCACGUGCCCGCCUGCGAGGCUGCAGGCCACAGGCCCCCGGAGAGGAGCAGACACCUGCAUUUGCCACAAUGCUGUCCUCCAGUGACUUUGCCUCUGCUUCUUGGGACCUCGUGGUCCACAUUGCCCAUCCAAAUGAAGAGGAGCAGAAAGAUGUGACGCUAAGAGUGUCUGGAGACCUUCAUAUUGGGGGAGUGAUGCUCAAGUUAGUAGAACAGAUCAACAUAUCCCAAGAUUGGUCAGACUUUGCCCUUUGGUGGGAACAAAAAAACUGCUGGCUUCUGAAAACGCACUGGACUCUGGACAAAUGUGGAGUCCAGGCAGAUGCAAAGCUUCUCUUUACCCCUCAGCAUAAAAUGCUUCGCCUCCGCUUGCCAAACAUGAAGACAGUGAGAUUGCGAGUCAGCUUCUCAGCUGUUGUUUUUAAAGCAGUCAGUGACAUCUGCAAAAUCCUGAAUAUUAGAAGAUCAGAAGAACUUUCUUUAUUAAAACCUUCUGGUGACCCUUUUAAAAAGAAGAAGAAAAAAGACAAAAAUAAUAAGGAGCCCAUAAUUGAAGAUAUUUUAAACCUGGAGAGUUCUCCAACAAGUUCAGGUCCACCAGUAAGUCCUGGCUUAUACAGCAAAACCAUGACUCCCAUGUAUGACCCCAUCAACGGAACACCGGCUUCAUCCACCAUGACCUGGUUCAGCGACAGCCCUUUAACCGAACAAAACUGCAGCAUCCUUGCCGUCAGCCAGCCUCCCCCGACACCAGAAGUGCUUGCUGAUGUGUACCAGCCCCGGUCUCUGGUUGAUAAAGCCAAGCUUAAUGCAGGUUGGCUAGACUCCUCACGUUCCCUAAUGGAACAAGGCAUCCAGGAGGACGAGCAGCUGCUGUUACGAUUUAAAUACUACACUUUCUUUGACUUGAAUCCCAAAUAUGAUGCCGUCCGAAUAAACCAACUCUAUGAACAAGCCAGGUGGGCCAUCCUCUUAGAAGAAAUUGACUGCACAGAGGAAGAAAUGUUGAUCUUUGCAGCAUUACAGUAUCACAUUAGCAAACUGUCGCUGUCAGCUGACAUACAGGAUUUUGCAAAGGAGUCUGAGGUUGACGAAGUGGAAGCAGCGCUUUCUAAUCUGGAAGUGACCCUAGAAGGUGGAAAAGCCGACAACACUUUGGAGGACAUUACUGAUAUCCCUAAACUUGCAGAUAAUCUCAAAUUAUUUAGGCCCAAGAAGCUAAUAUUAAAAGCUUUCAAGCAAUAUUGGUUUGUCUUUAAAGACACAUCUAUAACCUACUUCAAAAAUAAGGAACUUGAACAAGGAGAACCAGUGGAAAAACUAAACCUUAGAGGCUGUGAAGUUGUGCCCGAUGUAAAUGUGGCAGGAAGAAAAUUUGGAAUCAAGUUACUAAUCCCUGUUGCUGAUGGUAUGAAUGAAGUAUAUCUGAGAUGUGAUCAUGAGAACCAAUACGCCCGAUGGAUGGCAGCCUGCGUUUUGGCUUCGAAGGGCAGAACCAUGGCAGACAGCUCCUACCAGCCAGAAGUCCUCAACAUCCUGUCAUUUCUGAGGAUGAAAAACCGGAACUCAACAUCUCAGGUGGCUUCCAGUCUCGAAAACAUGGACAUGACCCCAGAAUGUUUUGUGUCACCUCGGUGUGCAAAAAAACACAAAUCUAAACAGCUGGCAGCCCGAAUUCUGGAAGCCCAUCAGAAUGUGGCCCACAUGCCUCUGGUUGAAGCCAAGCUGCGGUUCAUCCAGGCAUGGCAGUCUCUACCUGAAUUCGGCCUCACCUACUACCUUGUCAGAUUUAAAGGAAUCAAGAAAGAUGACAUCUUGGGAAUUUCAUAUAAUAGGUUGAUUAGAAUUGAUGCAGCCAUCGGGGUUCCAAUUACAACAUGGAGAUUCACCAAUAUGAAACAGUGGAAUGUAAACUGGGAAAUCCGGCAGGUGGCAAUCGAGUUCGACCAGAACGUCUCCAUUGCAUUCACCUGCCUGAGUGCGAAUUGCAAGAUUGUGCAUGAGUACAUCGGGGGCUACAUUUUCUUGUCCACCCGCUCCAAGGACCAGAAUGAAACCCUCGAUGAGGACCUGUUCCACAAGCUGACGGGUGGCCAGGAAUGAAGCAAACCAAAUCUGCUGUGCCUACACACAGAGGGAGAGCCAAAGGCCCCACGGCUUGCACAGUGUGUAGAUUACAGACUGACAGACAACAUAACAUUGCCAGCGGUCACGCAGAUCCUCAGCUCAUUUCAAGCACACUGCCUAGCACAUACCUUUCCUUCCUUUGCCAUGAGCUACCAGUGGUGAAAGAGGCCUCAGUUGCCUUUUCUGCAAAAUGGAUGGGUAGGAGAGAGGCUAGUACUCUAAGACUGCUCCACGGCCCAGCAGGUAGCUACAGUUUCCUGACGGGCAAAACCUGCAGAGGCUCGAAGGUUGUCCGUGCACUUACCUGCUGCAUUUGCUCAGUCAGUGGGGAAACAGGGAGGUUAGAAGCAUGUGUACCAAGGACAAUCUUACUGGGAUACGAAAGAGAUAUGUCUUUCCUUAACUCCUUUUAGCUCCCAUCUUGUGAAAAUGGCAGGGAGAGUCCACACAUACACUUCCCCUGGAGGUCAUGAUCUGGGUGUGGAGAAGGAACAGGUGUGGCUACCAGGUGCCAGGUGGUGACAAGGGGUUAAAGCAGUGACCCUCAAUGUCAUUAGCUCACCGUGACUUCUCCUGAAGUGACCCUUGACCCAUCUGGUCUUGGAUAUUGGUCCCCUCAGGGCACUGCUGCUACCCACAGUCCUGUUCCAUUCCUGGGAGGUCUCAGCCACCUUUAAGUCCUUCUUGAUGGCAGAGGAGACACAGGGGUAAAGGGAGACCCAUUCCUCAACCCACCUCCAGGUCUUCAGUGCUUCUACUCUGGGUUGGGGUCCGGAAGAGGGGCCCAAUUCUCUGAGGUCAUACAGCCCACCUCUUUACAUCCAGGCUUCCAAUGAGGUCUCCAUCCCACUGGUCAAAGAAGGGCAGGACACAGGGAAGGCCCAUUCUCAAGGACCACCAUGGUCAAGGGCUGACAGUUUCCCCAGUGGCUUCUGCCUCUGGGGCCUCUGACUGGUCCGGGGAUAGGGAAGCCUUACUCUCAUCACUCCUCAAUCACUCUCCUACUGGAUUUGGUGACUGUUUACAUGACUCCUGGCCUUUCCCUUUGAAGGUCUUUGGCUUUUGAGAAUCAAAAGCUGAUAAUAGACUUUUGUUUUUUUCUCUGCUUUUUUCUGUCAUCUCUGCCUUGCGACAUGAGUGUGGGCCAAUCAACUGUCAUUUUCUGUUUUUUUUGUCAGCACUGGGAAGAGUGGGUUUUGAGAAGGUAAAGAAGCAACACCUGGGGUAGAGGGAAAUAACAGAUAAGCAUUUUAGUAUGUUUUUAUAAAUGUUCCUGUCACACAAAGGAUUUGUGUUCCAAGGGUAAGACUCUGCUCUGUUUCCAUUUUGAAGUUCCUUUAGGAUGCAGACUUCAAGGACCUGGCUGGAGUUCAGAUGCCUGAAAAUAUCUGCUGUUGCUUCAUUUUCUAAAAAAGCCAUUUGAGAAGACAGAGCUUUACAAUCCUGGAGCCACAUUGAGACAGCCUUGGCUAGGGAUCCCCAGGCCCUGAGCCAGGAGCCGUCACUGCACAUUUUUCCUUCAGUCUCUCCUUAGAGGUGGAUGUUAAUCAAGAUCUCACCCAGUUACCAGCUGAAUUUCUGAGGCCUAGGUUAAAGCCUGGAAGUGGCUUAGGCACUCGGGAAAUCUGGUCUGCAUCAUAUAAAACUUAGUUUGACCUGUUUCACGUAGAAACUAGUGCGGAGCAUACUGUGUUGCGCUUGGUGUUGGUCAUUUGUGUAUAGUCCUGGGUCUGUUAUUUUAAAACCUAAUCAGGUUUUGAGAUUAUGCUGGGCCCUAUAUUGAAAUAAUGCUCCUUCAUGUCACAUUUUACCUGUUUUAGCUCCACCAAACCUACCAAAGCAAAUGUUUUAGCUCCAUCAAACUUACCAAAGCAAAGCUUUCAAUACAACUCUGUCUUCCUUGGCUUUUCAUGAUUGUCUGACAUUUCCAUGAAUACACUCAAAGGAGGUGACUGGUUUUAGCCAAAUUCAGGGGCACACUUUUUCCAUGACUACACAGCCACAACCCAAAGGAAUAAACAAAUGUGACAAGAAAAUCUUAACUGCUGCUCUUCCUGAGAGCAACUUAAGGAAUUUUUUUUUUUUACAUUGGGCGCAAAAGGUCAUUGGAUUUUCUAUGACAAAAUUUUAAAUUAAUGUGUGCUUCAACCGUUUGCUUUCUUAUCCAGAAUAGAGGGGAAAUCUGCAUUUUUGUUUUAUUUUAUAUGACUUUUUUUAAUUAAAAGGUUUAAAUGGA